AAAAUGUCAUUUCAUUGAAUUGAAGAGCUGUCAAGAAAUUUUACAGCUCUGAAUUCCAAUUUUUCCUUCAAUAUUUUAAGUUUUUAAAAUACACUUAUAAUAAUUUAAAGUUUAUAAUAAUGGCGGAACUGCUCUUAGAUCCAAAAAUUAGGUUAUGGGUGUUCCUUCCCAUCGUUAUCAUCACUUUUUUGGUUGGUAUUGUGAGGCACUAUGUUUCUAUCAUUCUAUCCUCGCAGAAGAAAAUUGAGCUUCUGCAGGUCCAAGACAGUCAAGUGAUGAUUCGCGCUCGUUUGCUACGUGAAAAUGGGAAGUAUAUCCCUCGGCAGUCGUUUGCGAUGCGCCGUCAUUGGUUCAACAAUGAAGAAACUGGAUACUUCAAGGUUCAGAAGAGAGCUGCAGCUUCUCAGAAUCCCAUGACUGACCCUGGCAUGAUGACUGACAUGUUGAAAGGCAAUGUGACCAAUGUGUUGCCUAUGAUUGUCAUUGGAGGCUGGAUCAACUGGAUGUUCAGUGGUUUCCUAACCACCAAGGUGCCGUUCCCAUUAACACUCCGUUUCAAGCCAAUGUUGCAGCGAGGAGUAGAACUGGCUUACCUGGAUGCAUCUUGGGUGUCCUCUGCUUCGUGGUACUUCCUUAACGUCUUCGGUUUACGCACCAUCUACGCUUUAGUUUUAGGAGAGAACAAUGCUGCAGACCAGUCUAAAAUAAUGCAAGAACAAAUGUCUGGUGCUGCUAUGGCGAUGCCCCAAGACCCAAAAGCUGCAUUCAAAGCUGAAUGGGAAGCUUUAGAGAUCACAGAGCACCGGUGGGCAGUGGCUAAUGCAGAGAUAGAUGUACUCAGUAUAUUAGAUGACCAUCAACAUGAACCACAACAAUAAAUUAGUAUAAUUGUUUAUAAUAUAAUCAUAAUAUAUUCUACAUAGAAUAAUUUAUAGUUAAAUGUAAGAUUAAGGUAAGGUGUGUGCAUAUUUGGUGUUUACGGAAUAAAUGACUUCUUGUUAUUGACCAUUUCGGUCCUAUUUAUUUAGAAAAAAACUAUGUUCAUCCAAUCACCUUGUUUAAGUUAUUUAAAAAUAAUAAUAAACAACAUUGCAUUUAGAAAA
Messenger RNA from Spodoptera frugiperda (fall armyworm), 1103 nucleotides. It is a transcript of the gene EMC3, whose product is annotated as ER membrane protein complex subunit 3. The transcript has 5 exons. Bases 120 to 878 code for a protein of 252 amino acids. Gene Ontology annotation, cellular component: membrane; EMC complex. Gene Ontology annotation, biological process: protein folding in endoplasmic reticulum. Lineage: Eukaryota; Metazoa; Arthropoda; Insecta; Lepidoptera; Noctuidae. The record is from RefSeq and is a predicted model, not a curated record.